Molecule: messenger RNA, 645 nt
Organism: Lachnellula hyalina
Lineage: Eukaryota; Fungi; Ascomycota; Leotiomycetes; Helotiales; Lachnaceae
Product: Peroxyureidoacrylate/ureidoacrylate amidohydrolase
Exons: 2
Coding region: 1-645 (214 amino acids)
Source: RefSeq, a predicted model, not a curated record
AUGUCCAACAAAGAAAUCCCUUCUACAAGCCAAGAAAACAAUCCCACCUACUAUCACCAACAACAUCCCUUCUCAUCGCCCACCAUGGCCGAAACCGCCUUCCUAGUAAUGGACGUCCAAGCCGGCAUCGUGAGCCGCAUGGCCGCCCCCCCAAACUACCUCCAAAACCUCCAAAAAACUAUAACCGCCGCCCGCGCCCACCCCUCCACCAAGGUAAUCUACAUCACCGUAGCCUUCCGCCCCGGGCAUCCGGAAGUGUCGGCCUCAAACCCGAUCUUCGGCCCCAUUGUCUCGGCCAACCUCUUCGUGUCCGGCUCCUCAGAGACACAGAUCGAGGCGGCCAUCGCGCCCGUGGAAGGCGACAUCCUCGUGGAGAAGAAACGCGUGAGCGCGUUUACGGGAAGUGGACUCGAUGUCGUUUUGCGGGGCCUAGGGGUCGAGAAGCUGGUCUUGGCGGGGAUUAGCACGAGUGGGGUGGUGCUGGCGACGGUUGUGGAGGCGUUUGAUAGGGAUUUUGGGAUCACGGUGUUGAAGGAUUUGUGUGUGGAUGAGGAGCCUGUUCAUGAGGUGUUGAUGGAGCAGGUGUUUAAGAAGAGGGGCCAGGUUUUGAACGCGGAUGAGUGGUUGGAGAAGUUGAAGGUUUGA